This is a messenger RNA of Bursaphelenchus okinawaensis, 5117 nucleotides long. Lineage: Eukaryota; Metazoa; Nematoda; Chromadorea; Rhabditida; Aphelenchoididae. The record is from the annotation of a GenBank genome assembly.
AUGGCAAGUGACAAUUACAAGGUUGUGUUGAAGAGCCACUUUGCCGGCAAGAUUCCAGUCACCGUGUAUCGGUCGGAACGUACUGGAUUGCAUGUUGCUUUGGCUCAAACGAAAGGACCGACUGUUUCUUGCCAAAUUAACUUUGGUUUGUUGUUUUUCAUUUUUUUGAGUUUUAGGUCACUGAUAUCGGGUUAGACAACUUACGGUAGAUGGAAAAGGACAAGCGAUAAAUAUACUUUCUUUUGUUUAGUUUUACAUUAAAUGGCAGUUUUAAAUAAUAUUGUCUUAUGUAUAGCAGUUUUUAGAUCUCGUCUUUCGAAAAGAUAAUGGAAGACAAAUUUUUUGAUGAGUUUUAGUGUAGCUGGUAAUUAGGUAAAAACAAAUAGUGUUUAUUUGAAGAAGUAACUUAUGAGUUAGCGAAAUUAAAAAAAAAGAAUUUGGAAGAUUAUCUUUUAAAAUAAUUGAUUUAGCUUUGGUAAAAUUUAUUUUUUAGCUACUGAAACAGAAACUGAUGAUGGUCUACCUCAUACUUUGGAGCAUUUGGUUUUUAUGGGAAGCAAGAGUUUUCCAUUCAAAGGUGGAUUAGAUCUUCUAUCGCUUAAUGCUAUGGCUGUUGAUGGAACGAACGCUUUUACUGCUCAGGUAAGGUUUUGCUGAUUUUUUGUUUUAUUUUUAGAUAAUGAGUUGUCAAUGCAACGAUGUUAUACUGGGCAGUUUUAAGUUAAUUUUAUAUUAUUCUACAGUCUGGUAUAGUAUAAAGGAAAAUUUAAUAUCGCUUUUGGUACAAUUUUUUACUUCCAGGAUCACACUGGCUACACAGUCAAAACGAUUGGAGUUCAAGGAAUGCAGCAAUUCAUCCAUAUUUACUGUGAUCAUCUUCUUAAUCCCCUACUAACCCCCGAGAACUACAAGACUGAAGUGUAUCAUAUAACGCCGGAGGGAGUUGAUGCUGGUGUUGUAUACUCUGAGAUGCAGGAACACGAGAACAUGUUGGAAUGUAUUGUACAUAGACAACGAUUGGCUUCAGUCUUUCCUGACAAUGCUUGUUUUAGAGUCGAAACUGGAGGAAGGUUAAAGGUACUGGUCAAUUUUAAAUUGUUUUGUAAUUUAAGCACGCUAACGGAUGUUUAGACUUUAGAUUUGUUGAAAAAAAGAUAAAUUGGGUUUAAAAUUCAAAUUUAUUGUGAUAAAGCCUUAUACAUUGUAGGAGAUCCGAGAGUUAUGUUCACUUGAAAGAGUCAGAAACUACCAUCAGAAGUACUAUCACCUUAAAAACAUGUGGAUAUAUCUAUGUGGAGCUGUGAACCCAGAAGAAAUGUUUAAGUCCAUUGACAAGAUUGAUGCCGCACCUGAAAAUGCUCCACCAGCCGAAUUUGUUCGACCAUUUUCAAACUGCACUAUACCUGAUAUCAAGCACAAGAGAACAGAACCGGUGGUCGUAAAAGGGCCAGCUGAUCAAGAGGACGAAGGAGUGGUACAAAUCGGAUUCUUGGGACGAGCGGCUUCAGAAUCGGAAUGGAUUUCAGCUGUCCAGAUCUUGUCAACUUAUUUGACCAAAACAACUUCAGCACCACUUCAAAAGGAGAUGGUGCUUACGGCCGAUCCGUACUGUGAGAGUGUUUACAUGAGCUUGGAUAUGUUGCCAAGAUGUGAAACCACUUUUGACUUCAGUGGGGUACCUGUGGACAAGUUGGACCAAAUUCAAGAAAGGUAAGGAGAUUCAAAGCGUAUUUUAGAAACAAUUGAAGUUUUAUUAUUUAUUGUAAAUUUAUAUAGACACUUGUGUCUUUUACUAGGUGAUAUUACACGUUUUUAAACUUUUAUUGUGUCUUUUUAACAAAGAAUAGGAAAAAUAUUGUUGUUGAUUAACUUACGAUGACUUUUUAGAUUCUUCAAUGUGAUUCGACAAAAUACGACAGCCGAAACUAUUGAUUUAGAAAGAAUACGAUACAUUAUUGAACGAAAGAUUAAGAAGUUGUACUCAAAGGUAUGUCAUUUUUCAUAUUACGGAUUUAGAACUAUGUUUUGUGAGUUAACGGAUAAACGAAAAAACGUUACAGUUUUAAAAAAAUAAUAUUUUGACUAAAACAGCAUUAAUUAUUUUAAAAAUUUUGUCAUUUCAGUUGGAAAGCAAUGUUGCUAACACAGUUUUCAACGGCCUUACUCUAUUCCAAUUGUUCUCCGACUCUCACGACAACAAACAACAUUUCGAAGCCGUGAUGAACCCAAUCCCAAUUUUGGAGACAUUACUGACAAAACCAGUCACAUACUGGUCGGAGAUUUGUCAGGAAUUGUUCCAAGACAAUUGUGCUGUUGUUAUCGGCAAAGCUGAUGAAAAAAUGGCAGCAGAAUUGAACGAACUCGAGAAAACGAGACUGAAAGACCUGACCAACAACUUGGACAAGUACGGAUGUCAUAUUCUGGAGAAGAGCGGGGAGGAUGAGGUAAGGAAUGGCUUUAAUAUUGAAUGUUGUGCUUGAGUGAUAAUGUCUUUGGUUAUUAGACGAUAAAAGGCUAUUUUUGCUAGAUUUUUUUGUCUGAUUAGGUAUAGUAGGUAUCAAAAAUCGGUGGUUUCUUUGAAAACUGCAUAACUUUUUUUUAAAUUAGCUAGAAGCUUGAAAUUUUUUUGUGAUAGUUGAAUGGUUUAACGUCGUAAAAAACGAAAAAUAUUAUUUUGAAAUUUACUAUGAUACUGAAAUUACAGUACUUUUAUUUAACUUGAAUUUUUAAAUAUUUUUUAGUCUUAUUGUUUUGGAUUAACCGUAAAAUUACACAUCUGGCUGUUUUUCCACUAUUAGUUUAAGUUUAUCUUUUAAUAUAACAGUAAUUAUUCUACCUUGCCAGACCCAAUCAGCCAACUCUCCAAUGUCUGUCUCUCCUAAAUCUCUUCCAAAGUCUUCAAAACAAAACCCAAAGUCAAGAAAACCGAUAAGAAAACUUCAGAACAAAGUGCCCAAUCUUAGUGCCAUCGAACGAUCGAAAACUUUGCAAAAGUUUGAUUUGUUCAGCGUAAAGUCAUCGCUAGUUCUGCCAAAGGCAUUGGAAGGUGGAGAAGUUAAAGUGGAUUGGUACAAAGAUGCUAGCCAAAAGGUUGCCAUCAACGAGCUGCCAUUUACAGCUGUGGUUCAUGAUGUGGAUUCGAGCUUUGUUAGGGUAGGUUUUGCUGUGGAUGGUUUUUAAGUUUAUUGCUGUUUCAGGUUAUAUUAGGUUCUUCAAAUAAUUAUGUGCCACUUAACCCUAAAGAAAGGACAUAGAAUUAUUUGAACAAACUAAUAGGAGGCUAUUACUAAAAGUUAAAGUUACAUUUAAGUUUGCCAAUAACGUUAUUUAAAUAACGACAUUUGACUAUACAUUUUCAGACCUUGUUCAUGUUCGACCUGAAGCAGGUCCCAUUGAAACUUCGCAAAUACGUGAUGAUCUUCACUGAUCUCUUGUUCAGUUCUCCGGCUACCGUUGAUGGACAACAAUUGACGGACAAACAAGUAGCGGACCUUUUCACAAAAGAAAUUAUGGAAAAGAGCUGUGACAUGGGCUUCCUUCAGAACUAUCUUCACUUCUUCCAUCUUUAUCUUGAGGUACGGUGAUGGAAAAGCUGAUUUUUAUUUUGUUUUAGAUCCAAAAUUGAAUUUUGCUUGUAUUAGUUAAUGUUUCUAACAAACAAUAUUGUUUUAGUGUGCUAAUUAACAUAAACUGUCUUCUAUUUUACUGCUGGGAUCAAAGUUAUUUAACUUUUUUAUUACAGAUGCCCGCUGAUGAAUUCCACCUCCUCCCUAAAUGGACUCAAAUCAUCUUGAACAACACCAUCUUUGAACGAGAAAAAGUCUUAUCUAUCGUCAAGAAUCUGGCUUCAGGAGCCUCCAGUUCGAAACGUGAUGGCUUCACAAUGUGCCAAAACAUAAUGCACAGCUUGAACAACUCCAAAGACCACGAAAGUCGUUGGCACGAAGACGUUGUUCUCGAGAAAUUCCAUCGUCAACUGGCCAAGAAGUUGGAGAAGGACAACGCUGAAGCUCAACAAAUCAUCGACGAUCUGAAUGAACUCAGAAAUCACAUUUUGAGAGCUCCAUUGAAUGCACAUUUGAUCUGUGAUCCGCGAAAGUUGGGAGCCAAGGCCAAGCUCGACAAGAAGAGCUGGGAAUUCUUGGACUUUACCGAGAAGAACGUCGCUCCUGUGGCCAAGAUUCAGGUAAAUUUGGGAAGAAAACUCUAGGAGAAUAAACGAACUGAAGCUGAUUAUUGAUAAAACCACAUUUAACUUACCUUUACUUAAAAUUAGACCGCUAAAAAAUAAAAGUAUUUCAGUUCGACCGUGAAGAAGAUGGAGCUCGUUUCAAGACCUGGGCCCCAGGCCAGAAGGUGAUCAAGGUCGAUUCCACUGACUCGAGCUACUUCCUCCAACGUGUCCAUUGUGAGCACAGCUACGGGUCCCCGGAACACGUUGCUUUAUUACUGUGGACCAACUACCUAUCCAUGAUGGAAGGAGUUUUGUGGAAAGAAGUCAGAGGAAACGGAUUCGCUUACGGUGCCAACCUCUACGUGUCCCCAGACCAUCAGUCAAUGACCAUGAAUCUGUACCGCUGCUCCAGAAUCAUCGAAGCCUACGAGGCGUCGAAGAAGGCGGUGUUGAAGGUGUUUGAUGAAGAAUUGAUUGACUCUGAGCUCUAUGAGAGUGCGAAGAGAGGCUGUGUGUCUAACACAAUGUCCAAGUAUUCGUCAUUGAAGUCGACAGCUACGUUGACGGCCUUCAACGAUAUGAGAGGAAUCAAGAUGGAGGACAUUGAGUAAGUUAAAGUAAAAUAGUUGGGAAUUGGGUCGUUUUUGCCAAUAAGUCGACGAAUUUAUUUGAAGUAUUUAGUUUUAAAAUUUAACCGACAAAAAUAGCGCAUAGAGAUCUUCAACUAAUUCAAACCACCUUUAGAGCCCUAACCCACCAGAUCUGGGACGCGGACAUGAAGGAAUCCUUCCAACUGGCCAAGCCCUUCAUCAUGAAGAUGUUCGACGAAGAGCAUUGCCUCCGUGCCAUCGCUUGCCCAUCAAACAAGGUCGAAGACGUGAAGAAGAACUUCCCCAAGAUCGAAACCGUCACCGUCGCCGACCUCCAAUACACUCCAGAAUAA